This is a messenger RNA of Gigantopelta aegis, 2586 nucleotides long. Its product is annotated as TP53-binding protein 1-like. Gene Ontology annotation, biological process: positive regulation of transcription by RNA polymerase II; DNA damage checkpoint signaling. The record is from RefSeq and is a predicted model, not a curated record. Lineage: Eukaryota; Metazoa; Mollusca; Gastropoda; Neomphalida; Peltospiridae. Gene Ontology annotation, molecular function: histone binding. Gene Ontology annotation, cellular component: nucleus. The transcript has 11 exons. Bases 120 to 1649 code for a protein of 509 amino acids.
ACACAUUUAAAUUUAUUUAUGGAUGUAUAGUCCAUAAGAUAAUGUAUGUGCACAAAAAUGACUGAACCGUGCUACUUUCAAAAGCAGAUCUGUUGUGUUUAAUUUUAGGAGCAGUAGUCAUGGCCAGAUGGAGAGAUGGAUUUUAUUAUCCUGGAAAAAUUAUCAGCAUGGAUGAAAUCACAAAAUACCAGAUUCUGUUUGAUGAUGGAGACAGUAUGCUAGUCAAGGUGAAGGACAUCUUACUGAUAGAGCAGCUUCCGAUUGGCCAGAGUGUGAUGGUGAUGUCACAAGAUGGCUACUUCGACUGUGGGCUUAUUGUUGAACAUGUGUAUCAAGCAGAUAAACUGAUGUACAAAGUAGAAUGUGAUAACGGCUCAAAUAAAAAAUGUUUAAGAAGUGAGAUCAUUCUCAGUGAAGAUCAGGCAUCGUGUUUAAUGAGCGAUGAAGAACUGCGAAUCACUGUCUCCACCCCAGGACAUGUGAUAAGAAAACCUGCAAUUGUCUCCCUUGACAAUUUAAUAGAAGGGCCUCGCAGAUCGGCCACAAAACCUAAAGUGCAAGACAAGACUGAUGAUGUGACACAUUCAACUGGUAAACGGAAGGGAUUGAAAAAGAUGAGGGAUUUAGAUGGAGCAGAAGACGAUGUCCCACGAUCGACGGAGAGACUGACUAGCAAAAGAGGAAGGUCCCUAAAGGCAGCCAGCACUCCGACACCUGACAGACGCAAACAGCUGACUGUUAGAGAGACAGGAAGAACUCCGAAGAAACCAGCAGAGAAAACACCCAGGAAGCGGAAACAUCCGCUUGAUUCACGGUCGUCCAGUCCACUGGGUGGGGCUGUGCAGUCGCCAGUGUCUGUACGCAGAUCCCCUCGAAAAGGAACAGUGGAAUCGUCUAACCCCCUGAUGAAGAUUUUCGCAGGGAUGGUUUUUCUUCUGAGUCACGCCGACAAGUCCCUGGUUCAGCGAGAACAAGAGAAGAAGUUGCUGGAGGACUCGUCGCUGGAAACAUCUGCAGAUGAGAACAUUACGGAUGAGGAACAGUUGUUUGGUUUUGACAAGGAGUACCUCAGGAUGGAGAUAGAACGACGAUCGGGGUUGGUCAUUGAUAAGUACAACAAGUUAAAGGCUGAUGGAGCGAUAGCAUGUUAUCUGAUAUCAGACACCUACCAGCGAACUAUCAAGUACAUCCAGUGUUUAGCGGCUGGUAUUCCCUGUGUAUCUCACCUGUGGGUCAGGGAAUCAUGUAAACAGGGUAAAGCACUUGAUAUCAAAGCCUACCUCCUACCUGCUGGAAUCAGUUUACAGAGAAGAAAGUUGAUGGAAUGGAGACAAGAUGCAAACUGCCUGGAGGACUAUAAAGUGAUGGUUGCAUCAACCAACACCAAGUUCAUUGAUGCCUGGGUGGAAACACUCACUAUCUGCAGGUGUCGACUCUUCAACAGGCUGCCAGGACCUGGGGCUGCAGAAGAGAUGAUGCUUGAUGUGGUUGUCACCGACAACACAUGUCCCACAAACAUUAAGAGACGAGCUGAGAAACUGGGAAUACCGGUCAUCUCCACGGAGUGGGUCAUACAGUGUCUCAUCAAUGGACACCAAGUGGGAUACGAUAUGCAUCCUCGAUACAGACAUGACUUCGUUGAAAAAUAAACUCAAGAAAAAUUACUACAAAAUACGUCCAAUGCAAAUGAAGGACGCAUUCAACAGGAACCAUCAUUACGUUCACUGAGAUACAAUUGUGCGAACUGCCAGUCAGUUAAUGGUUAUGGUGAACUGUUAAUUAGUAGGUUUCGCAAAUAUAAAACAUAGACUUGAGGUGGUGGACAUUUUGACCCAGUGAUGAGGUAGAAAUUUCAAUUACUGGGUUUCAGUUUUUGUUACAUAUGCAAGUAUUGGAGAAAGCAGUAUACAUCAUUUGUGAUAUUUAAGUAGAAAGAAAUCUCUUUUUAUAUCUUUGUAUUAGUGUAUCUAAUUAACAUGGAUGUUAUUUUAUGAAGAAAAAAACAGCAGCAUGAAAGCAAUUUUAUCUAAUGUUUUUUGGUGCUAAUAUCACCAGUAUAGAAAUCCCCAGUCAAGAAAUAAGUUCUAUAUACAGUAUGCAAAUUUUUACCAAGUGAUUUCUAUAUCAGUUUUAUCAAUAUACUUUUAAAAAGGACCUUUUUAUUUUAACAAAAGGUUUCAAUUUUAUUUAAUACUAAAAAUAUACUACACCUAUUUUUAAUUUUUUUUAAGAGUGAUCUUUGAAAAGUCCCAUAUAUUUUAAUGCCUAUUAUUUUUACAAAAAGGAUAGUUUUAUUAACUAAAGUCACAUAUUAAAGUAUUAUUUUACUAUAUAUGUAUGUAUGUAUAGUGUUUUCCCUAGCUUGUUUUAGCAUGGUGCGAAACCAUGCCUCAAUAGUCUAGUGCCAUCUUGCCUUAAUCAGCACCAUGAUGCCCUGAGAUUAAAGAAGCCUGUUUCAGUAAUUAGUUCUAAAAUUGCCUUUAUAAAACAGAAAAAAAGGUAUUAUUAAUUAAUAAAAUAUGCCUUUUAUAUCUUUUGCAUUUCAUUUAUUAAAACAAACACAUAAAUUACAUGUGUUUAUUUCAA